CACUCGAUUGCCAGUAGCCACAUGAGGCGCAACUAAACCGGACUGGAACACAACUCAAACACCAAACAAAAGCGAGAGAGAGAAAGAGAGACAGAGUGAGAGAGAGAGAGAGAGACUUUGACUAGUGGACGCUCCAAUUGACACGCAAAGUGACGUCACGCUGCGAUAGUAGUUGUAGUAGUAAUAGUAAAAGUGAAAGUCUAGACGAGAAACACAAAACCGGAAUCAAAAUGUCAUCGGCAUUGACAAAUCUGUUGCAAACGCUGCGCCUUGGACCUCUGACCCCGUCCAUCAAAUCGAAGCCGGGCUCGGAUCUGAUUAUGAUCGAGAAAACCAAAGCGAAACUGGAAGUGAAAUUGGUGCCGGAAAUCACAUUGGAGGAGGUGGCACAUCACGACAGCUAUGACGAUUGCUGGAUUGUGAUCUAUGAUCGGGUCUACGAUGUGACACACUUCCUGCGCGAACAUCCUGGCGGCGACGAUGUCAUCAUGGAUCAUGCCGGACGAGAUGCGACAAUUGCAUUCCAUGGCACCGGCCACUCCCGUCAUGCAGUCGAGCAAAUGCGUCAAUUCCUCAUCGGUGAACUGCCCGCCGCACAGCGCAUCUUUCGCACCAGCAAGCACCGGAUCCUCUCCUCGGGCAUACCAGAGUGAUGUGAUGUGAUGUGAUCUGAUGUGAUGUGAAACAACAACUAAAUACUUCCUAACUGAAUUGUCAGCCGUCCGAAUUUCUUCCUUUUAUUUGUUUUGUGUUUAUUUAUUUUGCAUUCUGUGUAAUACCAUAUUAUUUAGCUUUUACUCUUUAAUCUGUGUUUUUCACGUUCAACUAAAUAUAGUAUAAUAUUUGCAUAAGCAUUUUAUAGACUUGCUACACAGA
Molecule: messenger RNA, 876 nt
Organism: Drosophila grimshawi
Lineage: Eukaryota; Metazoa; Arthropoda; Insecta; Diptera; Drosophilidae
Product: cytochrome b5
Exons: 1
Coding region: 231-653 (140 amino acids)
Cellular component (GO): intracellular membrane-bounded organelle; membrane
Molecular function (GO): heme binding
Source: RefSeq, a predicted model, not a curated record